UAGUCCAUCUCACCACCUCUUGAGUCUUGACACUACUUACCUUAGCCUGACCCAAGCAUUCCCAAGUCUGGUACCCAGCUUCCUGCCCAUCCCCACAAUCCGCAAGGCUUUUCUGCUGCCUUCACCCCCUUCUCUCUUCGAUCGGAGGCACCAGAAGUGGUUGGUGCUGUCAACAACGGUGCCCGUUGCCGGAAAAAUCAAGAACGCCAAUGGAGUUGAACCUUGCCAGCCCCGCCACUCGCGAGAUCCGACGUUUUCUCUACUCUGCGGUUCAAGAUGAUUGGGAAUAUCCUCCGAAAGUCGCCGAUCCGUCACAUCCAUCGGAUACGAAUAUAUCGUCCGAACCUCUUCCUACAAAUAAUGUAAUCCCCGGAGAAGGCCCGGGGUCAACUUCACCCCCGCUUGCCGAGACCUUCCCACAUUCAACCGGCUCGGAAGCCAUAGAGGAGCGCGUACCUCUGGCAUACAUGGAGAGAUUCUAUGGAAGUUCCGAUGAGACGGAUUCCGGGAGUGAGAGGUCUACCACCGGCGCGAAGUCCGAUACGCAGGGUAUCCGAGUGAUUCAGAAACUAUCCCGCCGAAGCAAGCACAAGACCGCCAAAGAAAAGAAGGACGCGUUUAAAUUUGACUCCCCAGACAGCAUCGGGGCGCAGAUUCAGGCCCGACAAAAGCAACGGAAACGGAAGCGGGAGCGCGAAUGGCAUGAGGAAUGCGAAUGGAAUGAGGGAUUGGACCUCUGGGCGAAGCGGAGGGAUGCGUGGACCGGCGCGGUGGUUCGGCCGGGACCACCCAAAGAGGUCUCGACGAAAUCCCCUGAGGUCACUGUCAAUGGGAAUAUCAUCCAGAGCCCCAGUGGCGCCGAAGACGAGCAAAUGUCCGAUCAAGACGUCGCGGAACUAAUCCAGCGGCUUCACAGCAGCUCGGACGGCCUCACCGACACCUCCCCACUCUCCCCCCAAUCCACCAGCGCAGCAACUGACCCCGACGACCCGCCGACCCUACUCCCCGUCCUCUAUCUCAUUCCUCCCACCUUUUCCCCCCGCCAAUUCAUCGCCCCCGACUCCCUCCUCCCCAUCUACCGCGCCCUCGUCACCAAUGCCCGCACCCCCUCCCUCCCCCUCCCCCUCCCCACCGUUAUCUCCGCCUGCGUCGCCGGCUGGACCGACGCCGGCGAAUGGCCCCCCGGCGCCACCAAACCCCCCGUGACCGCCUCCUCCAUCCGCGGCAGCCUCAACCUCCACAUCCCCGUCAGCCCCACCCCGCUCAGCCCCGGCUUCGCCCACCGCGGCCCCUCCAGCUCCAUCGGCGGCCUCGGCGCCCGCCCCGUCCCCGAUGGGUUCUUCGGCAGCGCGAAGUCCGGACCGGCGAACAACCGCAUGGCGGAGAUCUGGCGGCAGAAGGAAGCGCAGCGGAAGGAGCCGGAGCGGCCGAAGGAGCGGAGGAGGCGGAGGAGUUCCCUGGCGCGGCUGAUUGGGAUUCCACAUGAUUCACCCACGGCCGUGGCCGCGGCACCGGAGAUGCCGGUGGCGCCGAGCCAGUCGCCGCCGGGGCCAAGUCCAUUGUCGCCGCAUUGGGUGUCGAGACGGGGGUCGGCGGCGAAUUUUUUGGGUCCGGGGGAAGGGAAAGAGGUGAAUGGGAAGGAGGCGGAGGAGAGGCGGGUUGGGCAUCAGUCGCCGAUGCGGAAGGGGGUGGAUAGCGUUAAGAAGGUGCUGCGGAUUAACACGGGGGGCUCGCCGGGUGGGAUGGCGGGGGAGGGGUCUCCGGGUAGUUGAAUGGACGCAUCCUCGAAAGGAGCGUAGGGGAAAUGGCAGCGGAACUCUUAUGGCGUUCUAGCUGGUGGCGGACGACCGAAUCAACACCCUCACGAGUGACACCAGCACAUCAGAUAGAAUUCUCUGAAUUAUGAUGGGGCAGCUCCCACUAGUUGAGAAGCCGCCAUGCAUGAAGCUGAAUCAUCAGCAGAUUAACACAAACUACUCCUACAAACGCCUUAAAUGUGAUGCCAGAUAUCGACAUGAGAGUCUGAAGGGAAGGGAUUAG
Molecule: messenger RNA, 2040 nt
Organism: Eremomyces bilateralis CBS 781.70
Lineage: Eukaryota; Fungi; Ascomycota; Dothideomycetes; Eremomycetales; Eremomycetaceae
Exons: 1
Coding region: 210-1772 (520 amino acids)
Source: RefSeq, a predicted model, not a curated record